Rhagoletis pomonella (apple maggot) is the source of this 1508-nucleotide messenger RNA. RefSeq lists its product as uncharacterized. The record is from RefSeq and is a predicted model, not a curated record. The transcript has 2 exons. Gene Ontology annotation, cellular component: nucleus. The coding region runs from base 68 to 796 and encodes 242 amino acids. NCBI's taxonomy places the organism in Eukaryota, Metazoa, Arthropoda, Insecta, Diptera, Tephritidae.
CGCAUUUUAGGGUAGGUAUCUUAAGCAUAAAGGCAGCAAAGCAAAAUAUACUGUACUGGUAAAAUAAAUGGAGAGAAAUCCUGACUUGGCCAGAGGUGUUGCAGUGUUUGGAUCUGAUCGAGGAAGGGUAGAGGAGCGGUGGGAGGAAAUUAUGAGGAAAAUUAAUUCUCAUGGUCCUCCUACAAGAACGGCCGUCGAAUGGAAGAAAAUAUGGGCUGACUUGAAAAGCCGGACAAAAAAGAAGAUUGCCGAAAACAAACGAAGCCUUACUGCUACCGGUUGUGGCCCAUUCCGUCACUCUCCGCUUUCCGAAAUGGAGCAGGCCAUAGACAGCCUGGUUUUUAUUUCGAGGUCAGCAGCCCCGAGCGGCAGAGUUUUCGGCAUUCCUUCGACGGCGACCUCUAACAUGUCAAGACAUUCGUCGUUGGAGGAAAUGCCUCCUUUACUUGUGACUGAAUCGCCAACACUUGACCAACGAAUGCAACAAACAACCACCCUUCAAUCUCCUAUAAGGCACAACCAACCACCACCAGUGGGAGUAGUGACUCCCACUACACAGACAACCCGUCCUACACCAACGCACACGUUACGUUCCAUUAAUAGGAAGCGCACCUUCCAAGAGACAGUGGCUGAAUCUGCCAAAGUCCAAGCAGAAGGCGCUAAAGUGCAGGCUGAGGCUGCAAAAAAAAUGGCAGAGGCAUCAAUGCUGCAGGUGGAUGCCACAAACAAAUUAACUGCUGCAGUGGAACGCCAAUCUGAAAUUUUUGAAAAAUUUUUGGAGUACUUCCGGAAUUAAUUUUCAUACCACUAUUGUGAGAGUAUUGAAGUGAUAUUUUGUUUUUUUUUUUUUGUAAAUAUUUUUUAGAUUUAAGUGUGAAUUGAUAUUUUGUUGCAUUUACUUAGUUUAUAUGUAGAUUUAGGAUUUAAGACUGAAAAGAUAUUUUGUUGAAUUUUUAUGUAAAUAUUUUAUAAAUCUUAAGACAAAUGAAUUUUGCUGGUGUACCUGAAAUCUAAACACACAUACUUUAUAAUAAAACUGCGUUAAUAUACUGCGUAUAAUAAACUCUCUGCUAUUCUCAUUCUAAUAAGGGCAGCUGUAUUCGAAAUGUCACUGUUUUCCAGUUCGUCUUCGUAACUAACAAGAUUCUCCAUAUCUGGGCUCUCCAAUGGAAUUUGAUGUUUGAAAAAUAUACAAACGUUAUGAAUAGCACAGCACACAUUUACAAUUUGUGUAACUUUUUCUGGUGAAUAGUGUAGCCCUCUCGAGCCAAUUAUACAUCGAAAUCGGUUUUUCAAAACACCGAAACAUCUCUCAAUUACAUUACGAGCUUUCGAGUGCUUUGUGUUGUAAAUUCGUUGAAUUUCAUCGGAUGCGCUUCUGAAUGGCGUCAUCAAGUAUGGCUGCAAGGGGUAACCAGAAUCCCCUACAAAAAUUUUCAUUGUCAGUAAUAGUUUUAUGGCCUUUUUAAGUUUUAAAACUUACCGUGUAGCCAUGUGUUGAUUUUUCC